AUGUCGCACCUCGAACACCCUGGGCCUGAGUCGCCUGCGAGCAAAGGCACGAAUCAGAAAUCUGGCUCUUCUUCAUCUUCCUCGUCGUCUUCGACGACCAAGAAGGAGAGUGGCAGUGGCGGCGGUAAUAGUAGCGAGUCCACCUCACAAGGUGGAUCUCCACGCAUUCAUCGUCCCGUAUCUGCUGCAGAGAAAACAGAUCCAGACGUUCGGAAACAUAAUGAGGAAAUGGAGAAUAGGACUGAGAGGUCGGCCAAUCAGCUGAGUGAGGAUGAUAACAAGGUCAAUAAGAAUUUCUGGAAGGGUGAUGUCGGUCCCAAAAAGGAGAAGUGA
This is a messenger RNA of Exophiala mesophila, 333 nucleotides long. RefSeq lists its product as uncharacterized. Bases 1 to 333 code for a protein of 110 amino acids. The transcript is spliced from 2 exons. Lineage: Eukaryota; Fungi; Ascomycota; Eurotiomycetes; Chaetothyriales; Herpotrichiellaceae. The record is from RefSeq and is a predicted model, not a curated record.